Molecule: messenger RNA, 2078 nt
Organism: Dipodomys spectabilis (banner-tailed kangaroo rat)
Lineage: Eukaryota; Metazoa; Chordata; Mammalia; Rodentia; Heteromyidae
Gene: Prps1
Product: phosphoribosyl pyrophosphate synthetase 1
Exons: 7
Coding region: 131-1087 (318 amino acids)
Biological process (GO): 5-phosphoribose 1-diphosphate biosynthetic process; ribonucleoside monophosphate biosynthetic process; purine nucleotide biosynthetic process
Cellular component (GO): ribose phosphate diphosphokinase complex; cytoplasm
Molecular function (GO): ribose phosphate diphosphokinase activity; magnesium ion binding; ATP binding
Source: RefSeq, a predicted model, not a curated record
AGGGCGGGAAUGCAAGAUGGCGGAGUAGCACCGCGAGGCUGCUAGUAUAAAGUGUCUGUGCAGACUUCACUUCUGGUCUCAGCAGCAUCCGUGGCCUCUGAGGGAAGAACGCCUAGGAUACCUGUCCAAGAUGCCGAAUAUAAAAAUCUUCAGCGGUAGCUCCCACCAAGACUUAUCUCAGAAAAUUGCUGACCGCCUGGGCCUGGAGCUAGGCAAGGUGGUGACUAAGAAAUUCAGCAAUCAGGAGACAUGUGUGGAAAUUGGUGAAAGUGUACGUGGAGAAGAUGUCUACAUUGUUCAGAGUGGUUGUGGUGAAAUUAAUGACAAUCUAAUGGAGCUUUUGAUCAUGAUUAAUGCCUGUAAGAUUGCUUCAGCCAGCCGAGUUACUGCAGUCAUCCCAUGCUUUCCAUAUGCUCGGCAGGAUAAGAAGGAUAAGAGCCGGGCUCCAAUCUCAGCCAAGCUGGUUGCAAAUAUGCUGUCUGUAGCUGGUGCAGAUCACAUCAUCACCAUGGAUCUACAUGCUUCUCAGAUUCAGGGCUUUUUUGAUAUCCCAGUGGACAAUUUGUAUGCAGAGCCUGCUGUCCUGAAGUGGAUUAGAGAGAACAUCUCUGAAUGGAGGAACUGCACUAUUGUUUCACCUGAUGCGGGCGGAGCCAAGAGAGUGACCUCCAUUGCAGACCGGUUGAAUGUGGACUUUGCCUUGAUUCACAAAGAGCGGAAGAAGGCCAAUGAAGUAGACCGCAUGGUACUAGUAGGAGAUGUGAAGGAUCGAGUGGCUAUCCUUGUUGAUGACAUGGCUGACACCUGUGGCACAAUCUGCCAUGCAGCUGACAAACUUCUCUCAGCUGGAGCCACCAGAGUUUAUGCAAUCUUGACUCAUGGAAUCUUUUCUGGCCCAGCCAUUUCUCGCAUCAACAAUGCCUGCUUUGAAGCAGUUGUAGUCACCAACACUAUACCUCAGGAGGACAAGAUGAAGCAUUGCUCCAAAAUACAGGUGAUCGACAUCUCUAUGAUCCUUGCAGAAGCCAUCAGGAGAACUCACAAUGGAGAAUCUGUUUCUUACCUGUUCAGCCAUGUCCCUUUAUAAUAGAAUAACUUCUGAGGCUUUUUAAAACUGAAGUUAACCCCACCCCUUGUUCUCCCUUGGUUUCUCUUAGUAUUUGAAAAAUUUAGCAGAAGACCUAGCUUGCUCCAGUGUAGCUUUCUACAUCCCACAUGGUAUAUUAGAGUUAGUGGAUUCUAAUUUGGGGAAAGGCAAAUUGAGAUGAACUGCUGAGAUUUUUCUACCUGAAUUAUCUUAUCCUGGCUUCCUUGGUCAUAAUUUAUAACCCCUGCAGCAUUACCUAGCUGCUGUAACAUUUGCAGACUUUUGACCUUGUUCUGCAAAGUGGUUUAAAUGUGACUGACAAAGUUUGGACCCCUUUGCAUGUGAAUACUAUUGGUUUUUUUUCUUUGUUCCAAGUAACUAGCAACAAAGCCAGCCUAUGUGAGAUAGAUUCUCCAAGGCCUAAUACCUUAAAGCAGGUCUGAGCAACCUCAAACCUAGUCCUGGUAGUUGAGUCCCCUGUAAGACAGAAGCAAGCAGUUCAGCUUAAGCAUUUGUUAGGCAAGAUCUUGAAGUAAGGAUGGAGGGUAGCUCAGUCUAGUAAAUAUGUCUUGGGAGGAAGAAGCCUGAUCCAUCAUCAUCAUCUGCUUGACUGUGUAUAGCUUGGAUACUCCUUUGUACCUAUUCCUUUCUAUUUGGAUUUACAUUCAGCUAUCUUGACCUUUUCCUGGCCAAAUAUCAUCUUGGGCCCAACUAGUCAUUGUACUGUAGUCUUUUGCCAUACAAUCUUGCUUCCUGCUGUGUAAUUGUUAAUGUUCACACUAGAUAAUGUAGUUUAAUCUUUCAGCCUGCUACCACUGUGGUUGUAGGUUUUAGUUGAUAUCUUAUAUAGUGCCUUUUAACUAAUUUAAAUAUUUAAUUUUCAUUUGUUUUCCUUGGAUCCAUUUGGCCUCAAGUGAACUGAGAAUCUGUUAUUAAAAGACUGAUGUUAUUGUCUGUUGUAGAGAAAACUAAUAAAAGUGUUUGUGUGUGA